AUGCUCCCUUCACAAAAACCAGCACAAAGGCCAGCACAAAGGCCAGCACAAAAGCCACAAACACAACCACGAAGACCGUCAAGACCCCCACGAAUACCACUUAAAGUAACUCAAAAACUUAAGGAAUUGAUUAAUAGUAUUCGUGGUCCUCCAAAUGCCAAAGAUGUUCCAACAAAACCAAAUUACAAAUUGGCUGAAACCAUUCCAUUAAAAUUUACAGUGGAGGAUCCAAAAAAAGAGUUUAAUCUAAUGAAACUUUCUGGACGUGGAAAAGUAGAUUUAAAAACCUUUGCUCAACCUGUAAAAUUGACUCAUAAAAAUCCUAGAACGAUGGAUGAUUAUAUCAAAGCAACUUCAAAACGUAGAGCUUUUUUCCCAUCAUCUACAUCACCAAGAGUUUCUUCCUUGUUAGCAACUAAAUAUUCAACAGCUUCUUCCUCCUCGUCAACGACUAAAUUACCUACACGAGAUGGUGUUGACCUCUCGUUAAUAGCACCUUAUGGUGGAGCAAGACUAACUAAGAAAAUAUCUAAACAAGGAGUUAUACCAUUAGCACCUCCUCCAAUUGAUAAAGCUACAAGAAAAUCAAUGGACGAUUACGGACCUCCCUUGGUAUUAGAGGCUGCUGAUGGAACUAAUACUUGGGUUGCACAAGAAAGGAGUCUGGAGCCUUUUAGAUAUGGUGCAAUUAAUCAUAAAGUUGACGAAAAAGGAAAAAAAUAUGCUGAACUUAAACUACUUGAUCGUUGGUUUGUAUUUAAGAAAAGGAUCAAACCUGACGAAUUCAAAGACGCACCAAUACAAUUUUUAAACAAAAAUCGUGAAAACGAAAUACUAUCUAUGAAGAGAUCGAUUGAAAAGGGUAAAGGAAAAGAAUUGGUGGAGAAAGAAGGUGGGAUUUAUGACAAAAAACCUAGUCUUAAAACUGUAGAAGAUAAAGUAGAACCUCUAUUCGGAUCAUAUGAUGAUGACAGAGAACCUAAAUCUCGUCAUCAUAGAUUUGAUGAUGAUGAAUUCGAAGAAAUGGAUUAUGAAGAGGUGUUUGAAGAUGACGAAGAGGAUAUUAUUGAUUUACAAAACCAAGAUUAUGAUCAUAGAGAUCUAGUAUCGGCUAGGAGGAGAUUUUUUAGUGCUAUUUCUGAUGAUGAAUUUGGGGAUGGUAAGAAAAGAAAAAACAAAUUAACAGCCGAAGGAAAAAAUCUAAAAAAACUCAUGAAAGCAUUGGAAAACAAUGAUGCUUAUGAUAGUGAUAAUGAAUCGGAUCCUUAUGCAAGUUCAACUGAUAUUGAUGAAUCAGACGAAGAGAAAGAAACUCCGGUUACUCGGUCAUCGACAAUCUCCAAAACUAAACCAACAGCCACUAAAACAUCAACAGCAUCCGCUGCUACUGGUAAACCAAAAGUUAGAUUUGCAACAAGCUUAACAACAUAUACACCGUCAUCUUCUUCAAGUUCCACAUCUAAACUAGAGCCAAAAGCUAAACCCAAAUCUAUAUUAAAACAAAAAUCUGUUUUGACUGCAAUAGCCAGUUCAUCAUCAACAUCAUCGCCUACGACAUCAUCGUCUAAUACAAAAUCAACAAAUAAAGGAAAAUCGAAAUUAUCAAUUCCAACACCACUGAAACUAAAACUGAUAACUAGAAAACAACCUCCCAAUAAUCAAAAUGAAUCGACAACUACAACAACAUCUACUCUUGUCGAAACUGAAUCAGAAAAGAAAAAAGGAAAGAGAAAAUUAAACUUGGAGUCUACAGAGUCAUCAACUUCAACAGUCGCUUCUUCUUCUAGAAAACGAACUUUUGAUGAAUCAACAACUACAGAAUCCGCUCUUGUUGAAACUGAAUCAGAAAAGAAAAGAGGAAAAAGGAAAUUAAACUUGACACCUACAGAAUCAACAACAUCAUCAUCACCUAAUACAACAUCAACAAAUAAAGAAAAAUCAAAAUUAUCAACUUCAACACCUCUGAAACUAAAACUGAUAAUUAGAAAACAACCUCCCAAUAAUCAAGAUGAAUCGACAACUACAACAACAUCUACUCUUGCCGAAACUGAAUCAGAAAAGAAGAGAGGAAAAAAGAAACUAAACGUGUCUUCUGCAGAUUCAUCAACUUCAACAGCCACUGCCUCAUCGUCAUCAACCACCACCACUGCCUCUAGCACUAUAUCUGAAAAACAACCUCUUGAUAAUCAAGAUGAAUCGACAACUACAACAACAUCUACUCUUGUCGAAACUGAAUCAGAAAAAAAGAGAGGAAAGAGAAAACUAAACUUGGAGUCCACAGAGUCAUCAACUUCAACAGCCACUGCCUCAUCGUCAUCAACCACCACCACUGCCUCUAGCACUACAUCUGGAAAACCUCUUGAUAAUCAAGAUGAAUCAACAGCUACAACAACGUCCACUAUUGUUGAAAUUGGAUCAGAAAAGAAGAGAGGAAAAAAGAAACUAAACGUGUCGUCUGCAGAUUCAUCAACUUCAACAGCCACUGCCUCAUCGUCAUCAACCACCACCACUACAUCUUCUAAAAAACGACCUCUCGAUAAUCAAGAUGAAUUAACAAUAACAACACCAACUCCUAUCGAAAUUGCUGAUUCAGAAAAGAAGAGAGAAAAAAAGAAACUCAAAUUGUCACCUACAGAAUUAUCAACUUCAAUAGUCACCGCUCCAUUAUUAACUACCACCACUAAAUCCUCUAGGAAACGUCCACUUGAUAAUCAAGAUGAAGUGACAACAACAUCCACUCUUGUCGAAACUGAAUCAGAAAAGAAGAGAGAAAAAAAGAAAUUAAAACUAGCAUCCACUACAACUUCAACAACUUCAAAGAAUGUAACUACCACUCAACAAUCAUCAUCAACUGCAUCCGUUGAUAGCACUAGUAGUGGCUCUUCUGACGCCAACUUGAUCUCUGAAAAAGAAGUAUGUGACUUGAUUAGAGAAGAAAAGCUUAAUGUUAAAGGCAUCCUUAAAAAAUUUCGGCAUAAAAUUAAUAUAGAUGAAAGAAACAAAGAUAUUCUCAAGAGAAUUACAAACAGAGUUGCUACUAUUGGUAAAAAUGAAGAUUAUUUGAAGUUGAAACCCCAAUACUCUUAA
This is a messenger RNA of Entrophospora candida, 3087 nucleotides long. The record is from the annotation of a GenBank genome assembly. Lineage: Eukaryota; Fungi; Glomeromycota; Glomeromycetes; Entrophosporales; Entrophosporaceae.